Messenger RNA from Nyctereutes procyonoides (raccoon dog), 1973 nucleotides. It is a transcript of the gene ACBD3, whose product is annotated as acyl-CoA binding domain containing 3. Gene Ontology annotation, cellular component: Golgi membrane. The record is from RefSeq and is a predicted model, not a curated record. The transcript has 8 exons. Lineage: Eukaryota; Metazoa; Chordata; Mammalia; Carnivora; Canidae. Gene Ontology annotation, molecular function: fatty-acyl-CoA binding. The coding region runs from base 60 to 1658 and encodes 532 amino acids.
AGCAGGAAGUCGAUACGUGGCCGCCGCCUGUCCCCGCCGAGGAGGCGCAGAAGCCGGAGAUGGCGGCGGUGCUGAACGCCGAGCGACUUGAGGUCUCCGUCGACGGCCUCACGCUGAGCCCCGACCCAGAGGAGCGGCCCGGCGCGGAGGGCGCCCCGCUGCUGCCGCCGCCGCUGCCGCCGCCCUCGCCGCCCGGGGCGGGCCGGGGGCCAGGCGCCGCGGGGGAGCAGCCGGCGCCCGGGGAGGCGGCGGCCGGGGGCGCGGCGGAGGAGGCGCGGCGGCUGGAGCAGCGCUGGGGCUUCGGCCUGGAGGAGCUGUACGGCCUGGCGCUGCGCUUCUUCAAAGAAAAAGAUGGCAAAGCCUUUCAUCCAACUUAUGAAGAAAAAUUGAAGCUUGUGGCACUGCAUAAGCAGGUUCUUAUGGGUCCAUAUAAUCCAGACACUUGUCCUGAGGUUGGAUUCUUUGAUGUGUUGGGGAAUGACAGGAGGAGAGAAUGGGCGGCCCUGGGAAACAUGUCUAAAGAGGAUGCCAUGGUAGAAUUUGUCAAGCUUCUAAAUAGGUGUUGCCAUCUCUUUUCAACAUAUGUUGCAUCCCACAAAAUAGAGAAGGAAGAGCAAGAAAAGAAAAGGAAGGAGGAGGAGGAGCGAAGGCGGCGCGAAGAGGAAGAAAGAGAGCGUCUGCAGAAGGAGGAGGAGAAGCGCAGGAGAGAGGAGGAGGAGAGGCUGAGGCGGGAGGAAGAGGAGAGGAGGCGAAUAGAAGAGGAGAGGCUUCGGCUGGAACAGCAGAAGCAGCAGAUCAUGGCAGCUUUGAACUCACAGACCGCUGUGCAGUUCCAGCAGUACGCAGCGCAGCAGUACCCUGGCAACUUCGAGCAGCAGCAGCUCCUCAUCCGCCAGCUGCAGGAGCAACACUACCAGCAGUACAUGCAGCAGCUCUACCAGGUCCAGCUUGCCCAGCAGCAGGCAGCCUUACAGAAACAGCAAGAAGUAGCAGUCGCAGGGGCUUCUUUACCUACAUCAUCAAAAAUGAAUGCAGCGGCACCAGGCGAUAGGAUGUCAGUUAAUGGACAGGCCAAAACUCACACUGACAGCUCAGAGAAAGAACUUGAGCCAGAAGCUGCAGAAGAAGCUGUGGAGAAUGGACCAAAAGAAUCUCUUCCAGUAAUAGCAGCUCCGUCCAUGUGGACACGACCCCAGAUCAAAGACUUUAAAGAGAAGAUUCGGCAGGAUGCAGACUCGGUGAUUACAGUGGGCCGAGGAGAAGUGGUCACUGUUCGUGUCCCCACUCAUGAAGAAGGAUCAUACCUCUUUUGGGAAUUUGCUACAGACAAUUAUGACAUUGGAUUUGGGGUGUACUUUGAAUGGACAGACUCUCCGAACACUGCUGUCAGCGUGCAUGUCAGCGAGUCCAGUGAUGACGACGAGGAGGAGGAAGGUAGAGCUCUUGAAAACGUCAGUAAUGAAGAGAAAGCCAAAAAGAAUGCGACCAAGCCUCUGCUGGAUGAGAUUGUGCCUGUGUACCGGCGGGACUGUCACGAAGAAGUGUAUGCCGGUAGCCACCAAUACCCAGGGAGAGGAGUCUACCUCCUCAAGUUUGACAACUCCUACUCUUUGUGGCGGUCAAAGUCGGUCUACUACAGAGUCUAUUACACUAGAUAAAGAUGUUACAGAGUCUGGAGUCUAGGGUGGGGCAGAAGACAGCGUUUAGUUUGGAAUUUCUUUUGACUUUGUGGAGCAUUGCAGUCAGUGUUUACCCUAUUGAUUUUGGUCUGAUGGCUGGUGAACUCUUGUGGGGACUCAGGGUUCCCUUGAAACCCUUUAGCAUUAAUACUCUGGGGUUAGGGGAUUCCUCAGGCCCCUUGAGCCCUUGGGUGCUGACCACCAGAGUCACUAGUGGAUGCUGAAGUUACAGGAGCUACGUGUUAAAUCUUUAAGGUCUCCAAAAUAAAACCUCCCCACGUUGACCCCACCUGA